GUAAUUUAUACGUGAACAAGAUUUAAUUUGCGACAAAUCCUUUUUUGUCACAAAUUUGUGGAUAAUAAUAUUUCUUGUGCUCACUUUAGAUUUUGAUUUGCCUUAUUCACAGUUGUCACUGUAAGCCAAAAAUAUUACCUCUAGAUAAUGUUUACGGCCUAACCUACAAUUAAUUUUCAUCUACUCUACUUUUAUAGACAGUGUCAUAUGUUCAUGUAUGAUAUAUUCUCAGUAUAAAAAUUCCUAUGCAGGAUGAAAAAAAUUCAAAUUCUUAAAGAGUCAUUACAUUAGAGUUACAAUGUAAUGCGCAUCAAAUGUUUAAAAUUAAAUUUGCUGAAUAUAUGGUUGGAGAGACGUUUAGAAGUAACUCUUUGGAUAUCAGACUUCUAGCCAUAUGCCAUCAGUGACAUGAUAUAAUAAAUAUGGGAAUUGGAAAUUCCAAAGAGGAAGAGGCAAGAUUGGCAGCCGUCAUUCAAAAACUUAGCAAGAUUGAAAUAACUCAGAUUGAAACUGUUUUCAGGGAGCUCUCUUACCAAAGUGUGGAUGGAAAGAGGCUCAUAAAACGCCCAACUUGGCUUGAUAGAGAGAAUUUUGCAGAGAAGUUUGGCCUGCCAGAUUUUCUUGGUGAACAAUUGUUUGCUGCCUUUGAUAGAGACCAGAAUGAAGUGGUAGACUUAAAUGAGUUUCUGGCUGGCAUGGCUCUCUGUCUUCAUGGGAAUGUAAAAGACAAGUGCAGAUUGUUGUUCAAAAUCUUUGACUUGGAUGGAAGUGCUGGGAUCAGUGAAGAAGAGCUGAAAACCGUGCUUAUCAGUUCAUUGCAGUCUGCACAUGGUGUUUUGACAGGAAUAAUCAAGGAAGAUGGAAAAGGAACUGUUGAGCGGGAAAUGAAGAUAAAUGAAGUAGUUGCCAAGAUUGUUAAAGAUGCAUUUGAGAAAUGUGACACAUCAAGGAACGGAAAACUUGAAAUAGAGGAAUUUGAGCACUGGGUACACAAGAACCCAAAGCUGAUAAACAGCAUCUUUUUCAUAUCCUGCCCAAAGCCUGCAGAAGCUGCUUCACAUUAUGACGUCAUCACUACCCCUGAAGGAGAAGUGCAGCCAGGGAUAAAAGACGGGAAAACUGAUCAUGAAACGAGAAGUUUGAGUGAAUUGUUCGGUAACCAACCUGCUUUCUCGAAGGAUGCUGAGGGGCAAAGCUUUUUCGACAGCAUUAGUGCUCCUACUGCCCCGCAGGUGCUUGCAGGAAGUGGGGUGCCCAAGGACCCCGCAGCUACAGCUGUUGGCAUCACAUCCGUUGGCAGUGAGGCUGCUGGAUUCGAGGCUGUUUCAAAUGAGCCUGAGCUGUCACAGGAAAUUAUCCUUAAACAUCAGCAUAAAGCCUAUCAAGAGAGGACUUUACCAAACCAAUUGUUACUGUCCGAGGAAAGGAUCGUUUCAAGAAGUAGCGAAAUGUCGUUGGUAAGCUUGGGUCAGUCAACUGGGGAUCUGAGCUCUCUCGAUGCAGAAGCUGAAGCAGCAGAUCAAUCAAGCAAUGUAUUGGGAGAGGGAGCCGUGUCUGAAGAUCGAACAGAAGAAACCGGGGCGCUGGAAGUCCGGGAAAGCGAUGCCAAAGAAGGAGGGCCUCAACCUGAAGAAGGAGGAAACAUUGGAGCAUUGAUCAACGAAGAAAAGGCACAGCCGGAACGAUCCGCGUCAGGACUCAGAUUAGAACUGGAUAUCGAAAAUAGGCUACCGGAGGCUUCUGAAGCAAGAAGUCCGUGGCAUCCAUUGAAAGACCCUUUGAAACCGGCGCCGGUUCACGAUGAAAAUGAAGAUGAUCUAUUUCAUGAUGCUUCAGAUUUGAUGCAUUCUGGACCGGAGCUUGAAACUGGAUUGCUUAAAUCGUCCGGUCAUAUUGAAUCCGAGGCAACUGAAGUAUCUUUGGAAACGCCUCUGAAUGCCGUUUCAAAUAUCAACCAGGUUGAAAGUGCUGCAUUUCCUACUGUUCAAGCCACUCAAGGCAAAGAAUACGGAGAUUCUCCAAAAGAUUCAAAUCAAAAAUCUGCUUUACAAAAUGAGAGCAGUUUUGAAGAAAUUCCUGAAUCAAGCAUGGACGAUACUGCCACGCAGAGGCCUUCGUCGCUUGUAUUGCAAGAUGAAAACAUGACAAAUGUUGAUCUGACGCCCAGUGAACAUGCGAUUGGGAAACCAACCCUUCGCCAGUUAGCAGAGAUGAAAGAAUUUGACAAGUCUCCAUCAUUAGAGGAUACAAAAAGUACUCUACCGGAGGAGAGGCUUGCUGCUUGGUUACCAUCAACUGAAACGAGGCGUAUAAUGGAUGCUGUCACUCGUGGAAAUUCUGUUGACAGGGCGCGAUUAACUUGCCCUUCUGUAGUACUAGAAGCCUCUUUGGGUGAUCCAGUCAGCGACCUCGUUGCCAAAUUCCUUGGUGAUCAAGAGGCUGCUAAACGCCGUAUGCCUACAGCUGAUGGUGUCACGAUGAAUGAUGCUGGCCUUAAAAGCCUUUUGGCGGCGCAAUGCUGGCGUGGUGCAGUCGAUUGGACCGCAAAAUAUCUCACUGCACACGGCCAAGGCGUCGGCAGUGGAUCACCGACCGGUACAAUCAACCACACCCCGAAAUUAUUGCAGGUCUGGUUCGUGCGCAUCGCCCUUCUGUUUAAACUCAAAUCAUUUAGCAGUGCCGAAGCCGAGCUGAAUGCAUUUGGAGAUUUCGACAACCCUGAUCUUUACUACCAAUACUACCCGUCUAUCUAUAUGGGUUUAAAAGGAAGUAUGGUGCCAUUUUCUUUGCGAAUUAUCCGUGCGGAAUUGCCACAACACAAUGGCAGACCCCAGGAAUCCUUGGAUCGAAUUUAUCGAUUACUGGCUUCUGUAAGAAAAAUUUUGAAAAAUUUGAAAAACGGUCUUUCUGAAGAGGAUGAAAAGAUUGAUCUGGCAGAGGAUAUAUUACGCGAUACUAUCGAGCUUUGGCGGAGAAGAGAGAUAAGGGUUUUGUAUUCCUUAGGAAAUUGUCUAAUUGGAAUAAAGGAAUUUACUCUUUCCAUGAAAAUAUUCACGGAGAUAAUCAAGAAACAGCCGGAAACGAAGCCGCCAAUUAUAUCGGGAGUCGGUCGUCUCCACCUACAACUCGGGGACAUAUCACUUGCAAAGAAGUAUUUCAAAAAAGUUGAACAGAUUUCUCUUGGUGACCCAAAAACAUUGAGUAUCACUGUCAUGAACAGGGGGUUUGUUGCUCUUGCCGAAGGACGAUACAGUGAAGCAUUUGAAAAUUUUCAAUCAGUAACGAAACUGGAUCCUGAGAAUUCAUCCGCCUAUAAUAACGCUGCAGUGGCGCUACUGUUCCAAGGGAAAGUCAAGGAGGCCAGCAACCUACUGGAAACGUUAAUCUGGAAGUCACCGAAGGGAAACCUUCACGAAGAUGUAGUUUUCAAUUUGUGUACAAUUUAUGAACUUGAAACAUCGAGAGCACUUCAAAAGAAACAGAAACUAUUAGAUCUUGUGUGUCGACACUGUGGCGAUGGCUUCAAUGUUCAGAGCUUGAAACUAAGUUAGCCUCGAUCGGGAAUUGGUAUCAGAAGCAGAUCCAGCAUCAAAUACGAUUGGAUUUCCAUGUGGUCGACAUGUGUAUCAAUGGAAGCUAUUGGCAGCACUUGCUGAACGUUAUUAAUGCAUGGGUGUUUGCUAGACCUUGUAUCACACAACAUUUCAUGCAUCCUUGCAUUAAAUCCUUACUCUACAAGUGCGAGUAUUAUAUAAGGCUCUUUCUUGUAAACAACCCUGGUAUGAAUUCGAACCUAGGCCCCACUUACAACUAUGUGUUGGCUUGCGGCUUACUUACCAAGCUCUUAGUAUACCACUUUAAAACCCACGAUACUUGGCAUGUUACCUGUAACUGUGGAUGGUUUCCAGUAUGUGAUGGUGGUAUUUACUUUCUAAAAACCCUUGACCCUUCUUCUAGUAAGUUUUUGGUAAGAAAUAUUUUUUUUGGGUCAUCCUUUUGAUCGGUUUCUUGUAAAAAAUGAGUACAUGAUUAAACACAAACUGUUAGGGUUUUGUUAAUAAUAAAAAAACUGAGAAUUCUAAGAAUUACGAAUUAUUGAUUUUGUUAUUUAUGAUAUUUCUUGUAUCUAAUUCUCAAUGUAAAUGUAGAAGUCUUAAUUGUAUCUGUUAAAGCAAUUGAAUUGAUAAAAUAUAUUAUGAUUUUCUAUGGAAAAGUCGAAA
This is a messenger RNA of Rhopilema esculentum, 4220 nucleotides long. RefSeq lists its product as uncharacterized. Gene Ontology annotation, cellular component: Golgi apparatus; TRAPP complex. Gene Ontology annotation, molecular function: calcium ion binding; protein binding. The record is from RefSeq and is a predicted model, not a curated record. NCBI's taxonomy places the organism in Eukaryota, Metazoa, Cnidaria, Scyphozoa, Rhizostomeae, Rhizostomatidae.